This is a messenger RNA of Juglans microcarpa x Juglans regia, 1935 nucleotides long. Its product is annotated as probable 3-deoxy-D-manno-octulosonic acid transferase, mitochondrial. The coding region runs from base 87 to 1532 and encodes 481 amino acids. Gene Ontology annotation, molecular function: transferase activity. The record is from RefSeq and is a predicted model, not a curated record. Gene Ontology annotation, biological process: lipid A biosynthetic process. Lineage: Eukaryota; Viridiplantae; Streptophyta; Magnoliopsida; Fagales; Juglandaceae. Gene Ontology annotation, cellular component: plasma membrane. The transcript has 12 exons.
AAAUUAGUAAAGGUGAUGAGUCUGGAUUACAAGCUUGAUACGGCAAGUACUUCCAUAUACGAUGGGCCCCAUUGGCGCAGCUUCGCAUGUUGGCCCACCGGACUCCCUUCCAGAAUAAGGCAAAGACGAGUCGUCAAAAAAGAGGUGUGGCCUGUGGGAAUUUGGGGAGUUCCAGUAUUGAGAAGAAAAUGGCGGCAACGAAAGAGGGGAAGCUGGUGUACAACAUAUACAGGGCGCUCAGCUUCGGUGCAGCGCCGGUGCUGAAUCUUUACCUACGGUUUCGCAGACUCCGAGGCCGCGAACAUCCUCGCCGCUGGACCGAGCGUCUUGGCCGUCCCUCUCUCCCUCGUCCCCUUGGCCCUCUCCUCUGGUUUCACGCCGUCUCUCUAGGUGAAGGAAUGGCCGCGAUUCCUAUAAUCAAACAAUGCAUAAAGCAAAGACCGGAUAUGAACAUUUUGAUGACAACUACAACAGCGUCUGCAUUCGAAGUAAUAAAUAAACGGCUUCCUAGUGGUGUAAUAUAUCAAUUUGCACCACUUGAUACCCUGACCGCCGUCAGAGCUUUCGUCGACUAUUGGAAACCGAAUGCGAUUAUUCUUAUAGAGAGUGAAUUAUGGCCAAAUCUUAUCAUGACUGCUUCAGAAAAUGGUAUCGUGCUGGCACUGUUAAAUGCUCGUAUGUCUGCAAAAUCCUUUAAGCACUUUUCAGGGCCGGUGCUUCUUCCACUUAUUUCGCUGAUGCUUUCAAAGUUUUCUUUGAUUGUCCCAUUGAGCAAUAUGCAGGCAAUCCAAUUUCAGCUACUACAAGCCCCUCCUUGUGUCAUCAACUUUUCCGGUGACUUGAAAUGUGUGGUGGAAGAUUUUGAUGUUUCUGAGGGGGAGCUGAGAAGUAUAGAAGAUCUGAAGUUAGAGCUCGCCCACAGGCAGGUCUGGAUGGCUUCUUCCAUACAUAGGGGUGAAGAAGAAAUAAUGCUAGGAGUUCAUAGAGAGCUCACGACAAUACAUCCAGAUAUGGUCACUAUACUUGUACCUCGAGAUCCACGACAUGGACUAGAGAUCACUCAAGAAUUGCGGAAAGAAGGGCAAAAUGUAGCAUUGAGGUCUCAACAUGAAAAGCUUGUGGCAGGAACUAAUAUAUAUGUCGUGGACACAUUAGGCGAGUUGAGGCACUUGUAUAGGUUAACACCAAUAGCUGUAGUUGGAGGUUCGUUCUUACCAGGUUUAGCUGGCCAUAACAUUUUAGAAGCCGCUGCAGCUGGCUGUGCUGUUUUGACUGGUCGUCAUAUUGGCCAUUUCUCACAGAUGGUACUUGAAAUGCAACAGUUAAAUCCUUUGUCUGUUCACCAGGUUUUUGGCAAAUUGGAGCUUGUGAAUGUGCUCAAGGAGCUAUUCAGUGAUGCGAAAGUUCUGGAAGCACGUCGAAUGGCUGCAAAACAAGCAUACCAUUCUCUGUCCAGUGGUAUUGUUUCCAAUGUUUGGAAUCUACUAAAUUCGCAUGUUUUCAAACGGGUUGCUUUGUUAGAAGGUAAAUGAAGAGCCGCAUACAACAGAAGUAAAUGUGAUGGUGAAACUUGUUGCAUUCUACAACAAAGAAGUACUUGUUGACGGCGUGCUAUUUAGUGCAUCUAAACCCAUUAUGGCUUUUCAGAAUCGCACAUGAAAUCUUUGGCAGCUUGUCGCUGUAACUUUCAAGUCGCAGAAUGAUCUGUACAAUCACAUUCAUGCAAGUUCUAUAUUGGUGGUUUGCUUUCUCAUUGAUUACAUUCGAUUUGGGCAUCUCUUCACCGUCGGAGGUGAAAGAGGGAUUAACAUGACAUUGUAGUCAAAUCUUACCUUGAGUCAAAGCUGCAUUUUGUCCUGGAUUUGGAUAUAUUUCUUACCUUUCCAUUGCAUAUAUUUCUUUUUUUAUUCAAAGCAAAAUAUAUACUUUCUUUUA